Molecule: messenger RNA, 1910 nt
Organism: Amaranthus tricolor (Joseph's coat)
Lineage: Eukaryota; Viridiplantae; Streptophyta; Magnoliopsida; Caryophyllales; Amaranthaceae
Product: nuclear transcription factor Y subunit A-10-like
Exons: 6
Coding region: 275-1183 (302 amino acids)
Biological process (GO): regulation of transcription by RNA polymerase II
Molecular function (GO): DNA-binding transcription factor activity, RNA polymerase II-specific; RNA polymerase II cis-regulatory region sequence-specific DNA binding
Source: RefSeq, a predicted model, not a curated record
UGCAUGAAAAUGUCAUCUAAUUGGUCACUUACAAAAAUGGCCCCACAAGUCUACUAUAGACUUAUUAGCCGAACACCAAACACAGUCUCUAUCUCCUCCUCCCUUUCUCUUCAUUUUCAUGUCUCCUCUCUUGAGACUAAAUUUCUUCCUUAUUAUGGCUUAAAUUUCAUCUCUAAUUACUUUUUUUCUAUUUCCUCAACUGUAUUCAACUAAUCUCUUUUUUUUAGGGUGAAUAGUGUGUUCUGUGGGAAGAUCAUUUGAAGGGUUUAUAGGGAUGCAGAAGAUGGGGUCCAUGCCUUGGUGGGUUAAUUCAGGAUCACAAGAUGAGCCAAUCAGUUCACCUAAUCUUACUCAAAUUGAUUGGGUUGGUGAGCAUCAAAAGUCUGAUGGAAUUGGUUCACCAGAGAAAGAUAAACAAGGAGUCUUCCAUCUUUCUUUUUCUGCUGAGGAGAACAAGAACUCUUUGAAAGAAAACGAUGUGCUCGAACUUCAAACAAACAAUUUUCCGCAACUAUUCUAUCCCCACCAGAAGAACUAUUUUGAGCUAGGACUCGGUCAGCCAAUGGUUUAUGCAAAUUAUUCUCAUGUAGACCAAUGCCAUGGGUUUUUCGCGGUGCAUGGGGCUCAGCCUACGGGUCGUGUAAUGCUACCAUUCAGCUUAACAACUGAAGAUGGACCUAUUUAUGUAAACCCAAAACAGUAUCAUGGGAUUUUACGUCGCCGUAAAAUGAGAGCUAAGGAAGGGAUGAAGAACCGGUCUACCAAAGAUAAGCCAUAUAUUCAUGAAUCACGACACCGCCAUGCUUGUCGCCGUGCAAGAGGUGCUGGUGGACGCUUCCUGAACACCAAGAAUUUUGAGAAUAAUAAAGUCAAACCGGAAACUAAAAAGACAUCUGCUGAUCAAUUGACCUUCCUUUCGUCCCAAUCAUCAAGCUCAGAAGUUCUUCAAUCCGAAGGUAGGCACUUAAACUGUUCAAAGGAAGUUUCCGACUGCAAAAGCUCAAACUUCUCUAGCUCCGAAGUGACUAGCAUGUAUUAUAGCAAAGAAUUCGAUUGCUUUGGAUUAAAUCCAAGCCGUCCAUUUGCGUUCCACGCUUUACCAAAUCUCGAAGAAAGCAGGCAAGGCGGUAAUGGUAAUUGGGUUGCAACAGCAGAUAGCUGCUGCAACCUCUUUAAAGCUUGAGAGAGCACGGUUAGUAAGGAUGGUUACGUUAAAAUGUCGAUUCUUUACCGAUUAUGUAAUCAUCCUUGUCUCUAGCCGCAACAAAGGCGUAUAAAAAGCUCUUUGAAGUGGUAAUGUUCUCUCUUGGCAAGUCAUCCUCUGGCUAUUUUAGGCCCUUCUUUUGCUGCCCACUUUCAACUCUUGGGCUGUAUGGCUUUAGAGUGGCUGCAAUGAUGAGGCCUUUUUGUAAGAUACUAAACACCUUUUAUCUCAAGGAUGUCCUAUACUUGAGUUUGUAGUUUAUAGGUUUGUUGUAUUUGUCAUAAAUCUCAGUGCGGACAUUUCUCUUUGUCCUCUCUUUGAAAGGGUUAUAGAUAUGAUUUGUCCGCUGUCUUUCUCCACCCGGACUCUGACUUGUGAGGGAUAUUGGGUUGCUGUGAUUGUCAUAACUUAAGGUUUGCUAGACUUUGAUGUCUUUGUCUAUGCUUGUAUCGUUGAUUGAUUGCUAUGGGUCUAUGCUACAUUGAAUUUGUAAUAAAUAUGUACAUGUAUUUGGUUGCUUCUACUUGAUCUUGAUCAAUAGCACAUAUGGAAUUUGGAUUUUGGAGUGUUGAAGAAAGAUAACAAAAGGUUGAAAUGAUGAAAUGAUUAUAAGAAAGUUCGUUUAGUCGUUGCUAAUAAAAUGCUUAUUUGAUGCCAAAUUCGAGCAAAAAGAUUUCUAAUUGGAAAAAAAAAGCGCUGAGUCGGU